Molecule: messenger RNA, 2912 nt
Organism: Coffea eugenioides
Lineage: Eukaryota; Viridiplantae; Streptophyta; Magnoliopsida; Gentianales; Rubiaceae
Product: protein UPSTREAM OF FLC
Exons: 7
Coding region: 793-2565 (590 amino acids)
Source: RefSeq, a predicted model, not a curated record
UGGUGGUGUUGGGGACCCUAGGGCUUUUGGGGUAGCUUUCCAGGGAGGCUACUGCCGUAUCUCAUCCGUCACUUUCAAGAGUGUUUUUCUCGAAUCCAUCUCUCUCUCACCAUCCCUCAUCCCUUUCUCCUUCUUCUCUCUCUCUGGCCCUCUGCUCUGUUGUUUCAGUUGCCAUAACUCCACUCCCUCACUCUAUCAGAAUCAGAAACAGCAGUAAGAAGAAGGUAAGGUAGUCCAGUGAGUCAGUAGUGAAUUCCAUUUCUCAGCCAUAAAUUCAUUUCUUUGUCCCGACGCUGCUACUCUGCAAUAUAUACACCAGUAUAUGUAUAUCCUCUCUUUACACAUUAUUACUCUGUCUCUUACUGGCAUUAAUUCCACCCUUCCUUCCCUCGCCAUUCCUCCUCUUCCACUCUGGCUUUCCUGCCGGCCCUCUCUCUCUCUCUCUCUCUCCGUUUUCUCUCUCACACACUCGCACAGUUGGAGCAUCAAAGCAGAAUAAUUAUAGGUUUAUCGUAUCGAUAAAAAAAAAGGAAAAUUAAUCUAGUACCACUACAGCGUUUUUUUUUUGUUUUUAAUAUUCUCUCAGUUGUGAGAUCUACAACUAUUUUUGUUUGCACUCUAAGCUAGUUGAGUUGCUAUUUUGAAAGAAAAUUCAAUAGCUAAAAGCCCAAAAAAAAAAAAGAAAGAAAGAAGAAGGAGAUAAGAGGAAGGACGUUGCUGAGAAAUUUUUUUUAUGGUUGUGGGAUUUGAAUGAGGAGCGAUCAUUGAGGUCAUGAGCUAGGGUUUUGAGAGAUGGAGGGGAGAGCCUUUAUGAAGAAGCACUAUAGCAAUAAUAACAAUAGUAGCAGCAGCAGCUGUAGCAGUAGCAGGCAAGUGAACAACGGUUCCAGUGCCAGUCCUGAGAGAGCUAAGGUCUGGACGGAGAAGUCUCCCAAGUACCAUUAUCAUCAACCCCGUCACCAUAAUCGCAAUCAGAAACAGCACCAGCAAAACGGUAGUAACAAUAAUACUAGUAAAGGUGAUUCAAGGGUGGCGGUGGUUUAUUAUCUAUGUAGAAACCGCCAGCUGGAGCAUCCUCAUUUUAUCGAAGUCCCCCUCUCUUCACCUGAUGGCCUCUACCUUCGAGAUGUAGUUGAGAGGCUAAAUGUUUUACGAGGCCGACGCAUGGCUUCGAUGUAUUCUUGGUCUUGCAAGAGGGGCUACAAGAAUGGCUUUGUGUGGCAUGAUCUCUGUGAAGAUGACUUAAUCCUUCCAGCACAUGGUAACGAGUAUGUUCUCAAAGGCUCGGAGCUCUUUGAAGAUUCUAAUUCAGGUCGGUUUACCCCUGCUGGAAACGUUAGAUUGCAACUUCCAAAAGCACUACCAGAGCCGCCAUCUUCUAGAAGCCAAGAUGAUUCUUCAUCCUCUUCUAGCAUGAAUGAGAGAGCUACAAAACAUUCUCAAGAUGAUGAGCUGUCUCCUCCAGUUCAGCGUCCAGGUUCAUCGGCUGUAUCCCCAGAGUCUAGUGUUGGGAAGAAUUCCUCCUGGAAUGGUUCUCUCAGCUUGGCAGAAUACAAAGUUUACAAGAGUGAUGGUCUAGCUGAUGCCUCCACUCAGACUGAUGAGAAUGGCAACCGAGUUAAUAAAGCUCGAGAGACUUGUACGCGAGGCGUUUCAACUGAUGAUGGGACAUCAGAACCUGAAAGUGGUGCCACUCAACCACGGGAUUCACAAGUAAAAGAAACCUCAGAGAUCUGCAGGGACAGAGAUUAUGUUUCACCUCCUCCAUCUUCAUCGAGUGCAUCAUCUUCUGGUGCUAGGACUGAUACCUUGGAAUCCCUCAUCAGAGCUGAUGCAAGAAAAUUCAACAGCUUUAGGAUUCUUGAAGAGGAGGAGUUCCGAAUGCCAUCCAGUACAAAAUUUAAGGCUUCAAAUAUGCUUAUGCAACUGAUCUCGUGUGGGUCAAUUUCAGUAAAAGAUCACAGCUUUGGCCUUAUCCCAGCUUACAAGCCAAGGCUUACUGGCUCCAAGUUUCCUUCUCCUUUCUUCUCGUCAUCCUUCAUGUUGGGAGAGCUUGAUUGCCUUACAGAGAAUCCAAGGUUUAUUGGUCUGAGGCUGGAAGAUAAGGAAUACUUCAGUGGCAGCUUGAUUGAGACUAAUGCUCGGAAGGAAGGAGUAGCUACCUUAAAACGAUCUUCUUCAUAUAAUGCUGACAGGAGCAAUAAACAAUUUGAUUUAGAGGAGGACAAAGAAGAGACAAGUACGACGCAAUCAAAGUGCAUCCCACGAUCAAUCAAGGCUUCUUUGUCUAAGCAACCAAGAAGUGAAUCAAUGAGAUCUCCUCUUUCAGAUGGACCUAGGAUCUCGUCUGAUGGAGUGGAGAGUUCACGAAGUAUUUCGUCUAAUGUAUCAAAUGGAGGAAGUAAGAGACACACAGAACCUUCUUCUGGGAAUAACCAAUCAAGACGAACAGAUUCCUUCAGAGGCGAGAAGGAAAAUGUAAUCAAAAUUGAAGAAAGGCUUGCUUCAGGAGCUCGGGUUAUAAUACAAUCAGAGGCACCUCCAGAUGGUCAAAGUGACUUGUAACCAUUAUCUUGAAGGUUGAGAAAUUCAGAGUUAUAGUCACCUAUGUGGAUUUUUACGUCUUUUGCUCUUGCAAGUGAAUAGCAUGUUCUGAAAAUCUGCACUUCAGAAAGUGCAGAGCAAUCAGGUCACUAGCUGUCCAGAAAAUUUUGAUGUAAAGUUAGCUGUAGACUUGGGGAAUUCUCAAGUUCUAUGGGUCCGGGAGAGCUUUCAGGUACAAUGCUGUAUGAGAAGGUAGUGAGUGUUUCACGGAGAAUUCGGUUUAAAUUGUCGCAGCUUCUGCUUUUGUAAUGUGUAUAUGUGUUGCUUUUAUUUUGCGCUGGGAGCAAAGAUUCUUCUUCUGUAGGUCA